GCUCGGGACCAUGCGGCGGGAGCUGCGCCGCGGAGCUCUGCUCGCCUGCUUCUCCCUGGGGACGCUGCUGGCCCUCGCCGAUGCCAAAGGUACCUUCUACCCCCCCGCCGCCCCCCUGCCCUACGGCGGCAGGUACAACCUCUACACGACUGGCUCCAGCCCGCAGCUCGGCAAACCCGUGGGCAAGCACAAGAGCUAUUGUGCCUAUGUGGUGCAGCGCAAUGUCACCUGUGUGCUGCAGGACGGCGCUGAGAGCUACGUCAAAGCUGAGUACCACAAGUGCAGCUGGGGCCCCAAGUGCCCGGGGAAAGUGCUGUACCGCACCUUUUUCAGACCCAGGUACAAGAUUGGCUACAAGACAGUGACUGAGCUGGCCUGGAGAUGCUGCCCAGGCUUCAUGGGAGAAGGCUGCCACGACAGCCCCACCGAUCAGCCUGUCCUGGUGCCCCAGCACCCCGGUCCCAAAAUGCCCCCUGGGCCGAAGAUGUUCCCACUCCCCAGAGUGCCUCCCCAUCCGAAAAGCCACCCUGACCUGUUUGCAGGACCAAAGAAGAAUCAAUAUGGCAGGAAGCUGCCUGGCCUGGUUGGGGACCGCCUGGAGAGGCUGGAAGAGGAGGUGCGGCGCCUGGCCCAGGCCUAUGACAGCCUGCACGUGCUGGUGAGUGGGCUGGGGGACCGCCUGCGCCUGGCCAUCCAGGAGGACACCACCAAGAUGAUCGGCUCACUGAUGAACAGUCCCGGCACACCUGACUCCUCCGUGGGCUUUGGCAUCAUUCCUGAUGGCCUGGUGGAUGUGGCAGACAAGGCUGAUGUCGCUUCGUAUCCACCUGUUGGGGAGAUCCUGACCAAAGUGGCGGAGGUGAGCGACGUGCUGAAAUCCAAGGCGGAUCUGCUCCAUGAGGUUCGUGGCAUGGUGCUGGAGCACGAUGGGCAGCUCAAGCACCUGCUGGAGGCAGCCCGGCCAUCACCCCUCACCUCCAUGGAGCUGCUGGAGGAGUACGUGGCUGCACGGCUGGGCAGCCUGCGUGGAGAGCUGCUCGACGGCUUUGAGAAGCAGCUGGGCAAGAUCCAGACUGCCUGUGACUUCCGCAUCCAGGAGGUGCAGCAGCAGUGCGAGCAGGAGAAAGCUGCCAACCUGCGGCUGCAGCAGACUCUGGAUGGAAAGGAGCUGGAGAUCAAGAAAGAGAUUUCCCAGCUGGAGACCCAGAUCCAAGGGCUAACAGUGGUGGAGAGCUGCUGUAGCAGCCUGGACUACCUCACUGACCGCAUGAACAUCCUGGAGAAGGGCCUGCACAGCAUCUCUGAGUCGCAGAAGAACUUGCACUCACGGAUGGAUGGAGAGAUCUCCACCAUCACCCUGGGGAACCUCUUCGAAGGGCGCUUUGAGGACCUAGAGGCCAGGCUGAACGCUACCGAGAGAGAAACGGGGAGCUGCUGCUCCAGCAUGGAGGAUAGCAUGAGAGGCACAGUGGUGGCGGAAGUGGAUGGCAUGAGAACGGCCUUCGAAGAUAAAAUGCAGACCCUGGAGGACAGGUUCAUGAGCAUCGUUGGGGAGCUGAACAAUGUCAGUGCUCCCAUGGGUAUGGAUGGGGUGGUGGUGCCCGUGCUGGAGGGGGAGCUCGCCAGCAUGAGGAAACGCACGGAUGAGAAGCUGGAGGUGCUGCAGAACCGUCUGGUCACGCUGGAGAGCACCUGUUUGUCGGGCUGCAGCUCUGCCUCCAAAGACGUGGAGACCUUCCGGACGGAGAUCGAGGACUGCCAGAACAAGAACCAGGACCUGCUGCUCCGCAUGGACAGCACCUCGGAGCUGCUGCGCAAGCUGAACGCCACCAUCCUGGAGAUCCAGCGGCGCAUUGAGGAGGAGGCGGCGGGGGCUCUGCAGGGGGAGAUCACCUUGUUGAAGAUCAACCUGAACACCGUCAGCAAAUCCCUGACGGGGCUCAAGGACUCCGUCUCGCAGUAUUCAGACACCGUGACGCAUGUCAACUCCUCGCUGGACGAGCACGAGCGGAAGAUCGAGGACGAGGUGCACUCUAUCCAGGAGAAAGUCAGCGACCACGGCUCCCAGCUUUUCUUCAGCAACCGCCGCGUGCUCAACCUGAAGGGCGACCUGGAGCGCCUGAAGGCGCGCAUUGCUGGUGAGCUCAGCUCCUGCCGCGGCGCUGCCCGCAGCCUGCAGCGUGAUGUCGCGCACUUCGACGAGCGCAUGGCAAGGGUGGAGGGAGCCUGCGGCCGGCUGGGGGCUGUGCUGGGGAGCCUGGAUGGAGUGAGGGGAGAGCUGGAGAAACAUGCGGGCGGCCUGUGGGACCGCAUGGACCGCCUCAAUGGGACGCUGGCUGCCCACUCUCAGGAAAUAACGGGGCUGAAGGACAACCUGCUCGACUGCCAAGCCAAGGUCUUGGAGCUGGCGGAGCAGCUCGGCCACCUGGAGGAGCGGGCGGGAGGGAAGCAUUAGCCCUGCCAAAGCGCGCUGCUUCCUCGCUUAACUUAUAUCACACAGACUCCAAUGUGACAACCUUUUUUUUUUUUUUUUAAUUUUUUUUUUUUAAUGAAAAGAUAAAUUAAAAGCUGCUACACCCUCUCCUU
This is a messenger RNA of Lagopus leucura (white-tailed ptarmigan), 2586 nucleotides long. It is a transcript of the gene EMILIN3, whose product is annotated as elastin microfibril interfacer 3. The record is from RefSeq and is a predicted model, not a curated record. The coding region runs from base 11 to 2455 and encodes 814 amino acids. NCBI's taxonomy places the organism in Eukaryota, Metazoa, Chordata, Aves, Galliformes, Phasianidae. The transcript is spliced from 4 exons. Gene Ontology annotation, cellular component: extracellular matrix. Gene Ontology annotation, molecular function: protein binding.